Molecule: messenger RNA, 991 nt
Organism: Pogoniulus pusillus (Red-fronted tinkerbird)
Lineage: Eukaryota; Metazoa; Chordata; Aves; Piciformes; Lybiidae
Product: C-signal-like
Exons: 6
Coding region: 132-911 (259 amino acids)
Cellular component (GO): cytoplasm
Molecular function (GO): oxidoreductase activity
Source: RefSeq, a predicted model, not a curated record
GAGAUGUGAUUGCACCUGGAGCCAAGGGGUUUGUGCAAGCCUGGGUAGGAGGGGUCAGCAUGGAGCAGCUACAUAAAGCAUCAGGGAGCUGAGCACACAGCAGCGGCUGGAGCAGAGGCAGCAGAAGCAGCAUGGGAGAGCUUCGCGUCCGCUCCGUGCUGGUGACCGGCGCCAACCGCGGCAUCGGCCUGGGGCUGGUGCAGCACUUCCUGGCCAUGCCAAGCCCACCCAAGUGGGUCUUUGCGGGGUGCCGGGAGCCCAAGGGGCAGCGAGCGCAGGAGCUGCAGAACUUGGCCUCCAAGCACCCCAACCUGGUCAUCGUCCCUCUCGAAGUCUCCGACCCUGCCAGCAUCAAGGCAGCUGCAGCCAGAGUUGGGGAGCACCUGGAGGGCUCGGGGCUGAACCUCCUCAUCAACAACGCUGGGAUCAUUAAGAUUAAUUCACUUGCUAAUGAGACCCUGGAGGACAUGAAACAGAUUUACACCAUCAACACCAUCGGGCCCAUGCUGCUGGGCCAGGCAUUCCUGCCCUUGCUGAAGAAGGCUGCUCAGGGAAAACCAAGCUCAGCCCUGAGCUGCAGCAAGGCUGCCAUGGUCAACGUGUCCAGCAUUGCAGGCUCCGUUGGUUCCCUCUGUGACUGGGACAUGGUUCAAAUCGUCUCCUACCGCUGCAGCAAGGCUGCCCUCAACAUGCUGACCAAGUGCCAGUCCCUGAGCUACCAGGAGCACGGCAUCCUCUGUGUGGCUCUGCACCCUGGCUGGGUGCAAACCGACAUGGGCAGUGCCGCAGGGCACCAGCCCCCUGUGACGGUGGAUGCCAGCGUGCGAGGGAUGCUGAAGGUGCUCUCCUCCCUCUCUGAGAAGGACACUGGCACCUUCCUGGACUGGGAAGGGAAGGUGGUGCCCUGGUGAGAUGCCAGCCUGGCCUGCUGGCAGCGGGGCCCUGUGCCACUGCUCCCCAUGCCAACACCUCAAUAAACCUCUGCCUGUGA